AUGAAAUUCAAGCCUCAAACCAACUCUUCUUUGGAAUUCUAAGAGCUUUAAUUCUACUUCUACAAUGGCUGCUGCUACAAUGGCUCUUUCUUCCUCUACCUUCGCCGGAAAGGCAGUAAAACUCUCACCAUCUUCCUUUGAAAUCACAGGAAAUGGGAGAUUCACCAUGAGAAAAACUGCUAGCAAGGCCAAGCCCGUCUCUUCUGGCAGCCCAUGGUACGGUCCUGACCGUGUCAAGUACUUGGGCCCAUUCUCUGGUGAAGCCCCAAGCUACUUGACCGGUGAGUUCCCUGGUGACUACGGGUGGGACACUGCAGGACUUUCAGCUGACCCAGAAACCUUCGCCAAAAACCGUGAGCUUGAGGUGAUCCACUGCAGAUGGGCCAUGCUUGGAGCUCUUGGUUGUGUAUUCCCCGAACUCUUGGCCCGUAACGGUGUUAAGUUCGGCGAAGCUGUAUGGUUCAAGGCUGGAUCACAAAUUUUCAGCGAAGGUGGACUUGACUACUUGGGUAACCCAAGUUUGGUCCAUGCACAAAGCAUCUUGGCCAUCUGGGCUUGCCAAGUUGUCUUGAUGGGAGCUGUUGAGGGUUACCGUGUUGCUGGUGGACCUCUCGGUGAGGUUGUUGACCCACUUUAUCCUGGUGGUAGCUUCGACCCAUUAGGCCUUGCUGAUGACCCAGAGGCUUUUGCUGAGCUCAAGGUAAAAGAGAUCAAGAAUGGCAGACUUGCCAUGUUCUCCAUGUUUGGAUUCUUUGUUCAGGCUAUCGUCACCGGGAAGGGUCCAUUGGAAAAUCUUGCUGACCACCUUGCCGACCCAGUUAACAACAAUGCCUGGGCCUUUGCCACAAACUUUGUUCCUGGAAAAAACUCAAGCCUCAAAUCAACUCUUAAUUUUGUGCAUUCUAAGAGUUUUCAUUCUACUUCUAGGAUGGCUGCUGCUACAAUGGCUCUUUCUUCCUCUACCUUUGCCGGAAAGGCAGUGAAACUCUCGCCAUCUUUCUCUGAAAUCACCGGAAAUGGUAGAGCCACCAUGAGGAAGACUGCUAGCAAGGCCAAGCCCGUUUCUUCUGGCAGCCCAUGGUAUGGUCCUGACCGUGUCAAGUACUUGGGCCCAUUCUCUGGUGAAGCCCCAAGCUACUUAACUGGUGAGUUUCCUGGUGACUACGGGUGGGAUACUGCUGGACUCUCAGCUGAUCCAGAAACCUUCGCUAAGAACCGUGAGCUAGAGGUGAUCCACUGCAGAUGGGCUAUGCUUGGAGCUCUUGGUUGUGUCUUCCCCGAACUCUUGGCCCGUAAUGGUGCCAAGUUUGGCGAAGCUGUAUGGUUCAAGGCUGGAUCACAAAUAUUUAGCGAAGGUGGACUUGACUACUUGGGCAACCCAAGUUUGGUCCAUGCACAAAGCAUCUUGGCCAUUUGGGCUUGCCAAGUUGUGCUGAUGGGAGCCGUUGAGGGUUACCGUAUUGCUGGUGGACCUCUCGGUGAGGUUGUUGACCCACUUUACCCCGGUGGUAGCUUCGACCCAUUAGGCCUUGCUGAUGACCCAGAAGCCUUUGCUGAGCUCAAGGUGAAGGAGAUCAAGAAUGGUAGACUUGCCAUGUUCUCCAUGUUUGGAUUCUUUGUUCAGGCUAUUGUCACCGGAAAGGGUCCAUUGGAGAACCUUGCUGACCACCUUGCCGACCCAGUUAACAACAACGCGUGGGCUUUUGCCACAAACUUUUUUCCCGGAAAGUGAAUUUAACAAAAGUUAGUUAGAUUUCUAUACUUCAAGU
This is a messenger RNA of Lycium ferocissimum, 1769 nucleotides long. RefSeq lists its product as uncharacterized. Gene Ontology annotation, biological process: response to light stimulus; photosynthesis, light harvesting in photosystem I. The transcript is spliced from 2 exons. NCBI's taxonomy places the organism in Eukaryota, Viridiplantae, Streptophyta, Magnoliopsida, Solanales, Solanaceae. Gene Ontology annotation, cellular component: chloroplast thylakoid membrane; chloroplast envelope; plastoglobule. Bases 65 to 1732 code for a protein of 555 amino acids. The record is from RefSeq and is a predicted model, not a curated record.